AUGCCAGAUUCUACCGAACCAGAACUUAUAUCACCCGUUUUACCGUCAAAAAUGAACAACAAAUUGAUGUUUGUUAACUGUCAAAAAUGUGGUGAAGAUUUCGUUCGAGAAGAGUGUCAGCAUUCUAUUCAAGAAAGAAGCCUAAAAGGAACUUGGGUGAUAGAAGAGGUGCUCAAAGCUAUUGAAAAAGGUUACCAAAUUAUAGAGACUUACGAAAUAUGGGAAUACGAUACAAUUCAGCUCAGUAAAGACCAAGAGGGGUUAUUUAGCGGAAUGAUGAACAAGUUUCUACAAAUAAAACAACAAGCUUCAGGAUGGCCCAAACAUUGCUUAACGGAUGAAGAAAAAAACCGUUAUAUUGAUGCAUUUUUGGAUACAGAGGACAUAAAGCUGGAAUUUUCAAAAAUUAUAGAGAACCCCUGUUUGAGAUCGUUAGCUAAACUUAUGCUGAAUUCUUUUUGGGGUAAAUUUGCUCAAAAAGAAAACCAAAACAAAACCUCGAUAGUCAGAGACUGUGGUGAAUUCUUUGAUAUGCUGGACUAA
Acanthoscelides obtectus is the source of this 543-nucleotide messenger RNA. The record is from the annotation of a GenBank genome assembly. Lineage: Eukaryota; Metazoa; Arthropoda; Insecta; Coleoptera; Chrysomelidae.